This is a messenger RNA of Myripristis murdjan (pinecone soldierfish), 5838 nucleotides long. Its product is annotated as adenylate cyclase type 1. The transcript is spliced from 20 exons. Gene Ontology annotation, molecular function: adenylate cyclase activity. Gene Ontology annotation, cellular component: plasma membrane. The record is from RefSeq and is a predicted model, not a curated record. Gene Ontology annotation, biological process: adenylate cyclase-activating G protein-coupled receptor signaling pathway; cAMP biosynthetic process; intracellular signal transduction. Lineage: Eukaryota; Metazoa; Chordata; Actinopteri; Holocentriformes; Holocentridae. The coding region runs from base 385 to 3867 and encodes 1160 amino acids.
UGAUCCAAUCUGAGCCCCGCAAAAAGCUGUUACCAUCUGAAAUAGACGUCGUGUGUGUUGCUCUCUGUAUUCAUGUUGCGCUCAAACGAAUGCUAGAAAAAAAAAUCCCAUUUCUUUUUUUUUCUUUUCUUUUUUUUCCUUCCUUUUUUGCGGAUCGUCCUCAAAGCCAGAUAGGACAUGAAGGCUUCCUUGGCAACUGAUCUCGACGAACAACAGAUUUCAACCUGUGGAUAGUGUGGAGCGCGUCUGUGGCCACCGGCCAGUCUCCGCUAUCUGGGACGCUCUGUCUCCAGCCCGCUGUGCGCUUUUUGUCGCUGGCUCCGGUCCGUGGCGGUGUGGGAUCCGGUGUUCCGUUGACCUCAGCUGUGAACAGAUUUUCAGUUUAUGAAUGGCACUGACAUGGAGGAAAUACCGUUUCAGAAAGUCAAAACCAGGCGGAAGAGAAGUCACUGUCCACCGGGCGUCCCUUUGACCACCAUCGUCUGUGAGGACGAGUUCGACUGCAAGGAGCUGGAGUCUCUCUUCCAGAACUAUAACCUGAAGCUGGAGCAGACGUCCACUCUCAAAGCCCUGGCCGUCCUCAUCUUCAUGGCAUCAACGCUGGCCGUCGUGGAGUUGCUGUCCGGCCCCAGCCUCACCAUCUCCAAGGGGUCCCAUCCGGUCCACUGUAUCAUCUUCGUCUCCCUGUUCAUUGUAACUAAUGUCAAGUACCUGCAAGUGACUCAGCUCCAGCAGAUCGUCAACCUGACGUUGCUCUUCGGCUUCACGUUUUCCUUCCUCUGCUGUCCCUUCUCCCUCGGCGCGAUGGGGAUGGAGCCCCCGACGUCCCCGGAGCAAGGCAUGUGGCAGCUCAUACUUGUCACCUUCGUCGCCUAUGCGCUCCUGCCUGUGCGGACACUCUUGGCUGUUGUGUUUGGAAUAAUGGUGUCCAUCUCACAUAUGAUUGUCACUGCCACUUCGGUCACAGUAAAAACGCAGAAACUAUGGAGAACGUUGGUUGCCAACACAGUGCUGUUCACCAGUGUCAACCUGUCAGGGCUGUUUGUACGCAUCCUGACAGAGCGAGCCCAGAGGAAGGCCUUCCUGCAGGCUCGCAACUGCAUCGAGGAGCGACUCCGCAUGGAGGAUGAGAAUGAGAAACAGGAACGCCUAUUAAUGAGUCUGCUGCCCAGGAAUGUAGCUAUGGAGAUGAAGGAGGAUUUCCUGAAGCCUCCAGAAAGGAUCUUCCACAAAAUCUACAUCCAGCGUCAUGACAAUGUCAGCAUCCUGUUUGCAGAUAUAGUCGGAUUCACCAGCCUAGCCUCCCAGUGUACAGCCCAGGAGCUGGUUAAACUACUAAAUGAGCUAUUUGGAAAGUUUGAUGAGCUUGCCACGGAGAACCACUGUAGGAGGAUUAAGAUCCUGGGCGAUUGUUACUAUUGUGUGUCUGGACUGACCCAACCCAAGACCGACCACGCCCACUGCUGUGUAGAGAUGGGCCUCGACAUGAUUGACACCAUCACGUCGGUAGCAGAGGCCACUGAGGUCAACCUAAACAUGCGCGUGGGCUUGCAUACAGGUCGGGUGCUGUGUGGGGUCCUGGGCCUGAGGAAAUGGCAGUAUGAUGUGUGGUCCAAUGAUGUGACCCUGGCCAAUGUGAUGGAGGCAGGAGGACUACCUGGGAAAGUUCACAUCACCAGAUCAACACUGGAGUGCCUGAACGGAGACUAUGAGGUGGAGCCAGGCAAUGGACAUGAAAGGAACGCCUUCCUCCAAAAACAUGAAAUUGAAACCUUCUUUAUAGUGCCAUCUCACCGACGGAAGAUAUUCCCAGGAUUGAUUCUUUCGGAUAUAAAGCCCGCCAAAAAGAUGAAGUUCAAAACUGUGUGCUACUUACUGGUGCAGCUCAUGCACUGCAGGAAGAUGUUCAAGGCUGAGAUUCCUUUCUCUAACGUCAUGAAUUGCGAGGAUGGCGACAAGCGGAGGGCUAUGCGGACAGCUCCAGAGAAGCUGAGGAAUCGUACCAACACCAACCAGGCCAACGCGAUCCAGAGCAGCCCCAGAACCAGGGUCAACCGCUACAUCGGUCGGCUGAUCGAGGCCCGCCAGACUGAGUCAGAUACGGCAGACCUCAACUUCCUCACACUCAUGUACAAGUGCUCUGAGCGUGAGCAGAGGUACCACCAGGUUCCUGAUGAGUACUUCACCAGCGCGGUGGUCCUCUCUCUGAUCCUUGCUGCCUUGUUUGGCCUUGUCUACCUUCUCAUCAUACCACAGGGCACAGUGGUCCUGGUCCUUCUUGUCUUCUGCAUCUGUUUCCUAGUAGCUUGUAUCAUGUACCUGCAUGUCACUAGAGUACAGUGUUUUCCAGGGUGCCUGACCAUUCAGAUUCGUACUGCUCUGUGUAUUCUCAUAGUGCUCUUAAUCUACGCUGUAGCCCAGGCCUGUGUGGUGGGCUGCAUGCCCUGGCUGUGGGGUAGUGGUGCCAACUCCAACAGCUCCAUUAUCAUCAUCGACGCUGAUGGUGGUGCCAACCGCACCAUGGCGGAGCUGCCCUGCGAUGGUGCCCGCUAUGCCUUCUUGUCCUGCGUGGUGGGAACACUCACCCUAGCUCUCUUCCUGCGUGUCUCCUGGCUGCCAAAGAUGGCGCUAAUGCUCCUCUUGGGUGUGUUGUAUGUCACUGUGCUGGAACUCAGUGGCUUCCGCAAAACUGCAGGUGGGGGGUCUCUCCACAUCCGGGGCUAUGAACCGAUCCUCUCCCUGCUGCUCUUCACCAGUGCCCUGGUCCUCCACUCCAGACAACUCGACCUCAAGCUACGUUUGGACUUCCUAUGGGCUGCACAGGCGGAGGAGGAAAGGGAUGGCAUGGAGAAAGUCAAGCUGGACAACCGGCGGAUUCUCUUCAAUCUGCUGCCAGCUCAUGUGGCUCAGCACUUUCUAAUGUCCAACCCCAGGAACAUGGUGAGCGUCGCUGCGGGACAGGAUCUGUACUAUCAGUCCUAUGCACAAGUGGGUGUCCUGUUUGCCUCCAUCCCAAACUUCAACGACUUCUACAUCGAGCUGGAUGGAAACAACAUGGGAGUGGAGUGCUUGAGACUGCUGAAUGAAAUAAUAGCUGACUUUGAUGAGCUCAUGGAUAAAGAGUGCUACAAAGACAUCGAGAAAAUCAAGACCAUUGGCAGUACAUACAUGGGAGCUGUGGGUCUCGUCCCCACCAUCGGUACCAAGGCUAAAAAAUCAGUUUACGACCAUCUGAGUACACUAGCAGACUACGCCAUUGAGAUGUUUGAUGUUUUGGAUGAAAUCAACUAUCAGUCAUACAAUGACUUUGUCUUGAGAGUGGGCAUCAAUGUGGGUCCAGUGGUAGCAGGAGUGAUUGGCGCAAGGCGGCCUCAGUAUGACAUCUGGGGGAACACAGUCAAUGUGGCCAGCCGGAUGGACAGCACUGGAGUUCCUGGAAAAAUACAGGUUACCGAAGACGUCUAUCGCCUGUUGAACACCAACUAUGACCUGGUGUGCCGUGGCAAGGUCAGCGUCAAGGGUAAAGGUGAGAUGCUCACCUACUUCCUGGAAGGAAAGGUCCAGGGCGUCGGCACCAUAACCACGUCUUCGGUGAUGCGUUCUGCCAGCCUGGCACGCCGGAUACACUCCUGUGGCAAGGCCAGUAGUGUCCAGACUAAACUGGACAGCGCCUCCUCUUCAGCCAGCCUGACUGUUCAUGCCAGCAUGCAGAUGAGCACCGCCAACAGCAGCAAUGUUCAAGGAAGCUGCCUGCCCUCACCGUGCGUGCCCACAGUGGGUGAGGAGGAGGAGGAAGACGAGGAUGGGUUAGAGGUGACACAGAUUCAGAUUGAGGGUGUGGCAGCUGUUGCGGAUGUGGCGGUGUAAGUCAAGGAGGUGCAAAAAAACAAAACAAAACAACAACAAAGAAUUAAAACUGUAAACUCUGGCGGAAAAAAGGAAGAACCUUGUUGGAGCCCUACAGAAGACAGGGGUAUCUAGGUGCUUCUGAUGACUCCUGGGUGACUGGCAUCACCCAUAAGCUCAUCCAGGAUACAAAUUCCUUGAAUCAUGAAAUGGCGAUAUGGAUGAUUGUGUUUACUAUUGGAGGUACAACCAUACAAGUACGGGGCAAAGAAGAUCCUCAACUCCUCUCAACAUUUCCCUACCGGAUGAUUUGGCUUGUGGUUUACCUGGAUUGCCUCAGAUCCACAUACAGUGGGUGUCUUCUUUUUGCAUGUACAUGUUCCAAGAAGAGGGGAUAUGUGCAGCUCAGUGAUAUCCACAAACAGACUGAUCAUGCUCAUGCUUUUGUACCAUGUUCUCUGAUUAUGCCAAGGAUACAUUGCAUUAUUUAGUAUAUAAAAAAAAAUCAUAUCUUCAUUUUGUUGUCGUAUGUAAGCAUGCAUGUGUGUUCCUGUAUGUGUGUAUGCAUGUGUGUGAUUAAUUUUAAAUUGUAAUGGAACAGCACAAACUACUUUUUAUACUCAGAGCUCUUUGGAUAAUAUGCUUUUUUUUUUUUUUUUUUUGGAGACAUAUUCAAUAGUGCAUGACUUUCUAAGAGUUGACAGCCAUAGGGAACGGUACACAUGGUGGGAGAAAACCAAAGUAAUGAGCUCUCCACAGAUUUUGAGUUUCACUUCAUACGAAUGAAAAAGAAGAGAAAAUGCUAUAGUAGGCUCACAUUCUUUGGUGUUAUUUUUUUUAAUUUUUUUUUUUUCAUUCACAAAAAUGACUUCAUUGCAGUCGCACAAAACAAAAUAUUUUCAUCCAUCAUCCACUUGAGAGAAAUGCACUCAUGUGUCCCAGGGAUGUAUUGCACAGUCUGUAAAAUUGUAAUCUGUUGACCUCAAAAGUGUCGAUGGGGAGGAGAGGGACAAGUACUGGAUUAUUUGAGCCAACAAGUGAAGGCGUGUUCAUUUUCUGCUGAUGAGGGCAGUUACAACAAACACAGACACAAUUUGGUUGAAAAGCAUGAAUUUUAGAAAUCUCUGUUAACCUAUUUUUCAAUGCCUGAUGUUAUUUAAUGGUGCCGGAGCAUGUGGCCUGUGUUAAGACUGCACAGGAAAUAAUGGCUAUGGCUUUGAGGAGGCAGAGGGAGGAGCAGGGGAAGGAGCGUGGACCCAAAGAGUAAUGUCUUCUGAGCUGGACGUGUGCUGCUAUGGAAACUCUAGUUAAUGCCAAACCUGGACUAGACACAAGUAGUAUAGUGAAAUAUGUCACUCACACACACACACACACACACACACACACACACCACGAGCACUCAAAGGCAUUGAGGAAGGCAUUCAUCCACACAAAAGAUGGCACACAGUUAAGCACAUACACUAAGCACACAAUUUCUACAAACACACAAAGAUGUAACCUAGUGCUUUACACUUGGCCUCUGCAAAUGGUCCAUGUACAUUCACACAUUUACUAGAGGCCACAGAAACUUUGGUGCAGAGUCUGGCUACUGUUGUCUUUCACGUGUACAUGACAUAGCUGUACUCCAGCUUUUUAGCUGCUGUAAAAUUAAAGUAAAUUCUUAGUUUUCCUGAAACACAAAGAGCGAGCUUUAGCAGGUAUUUCAGACACAGGGUCAGACACGUGGGAUGCUUAAGUUAUCUCCACCUAUCGGGCAUAGAACUUUCACUUGAUCUGAAAAACUGUAAAUACAUCAUGUUUCAAGUUUUUGCCUUACAUAAACAAUAAGCUUACAGUGAUUGCAAACUGCCUUUUUAGAUAUAUUUCACUUUGAUAUGCAGAUCAUACUUUUUGUAAAUAGCCAAAAAAGCUGUAAACUAUGUUGUAUCUUGUACAGUGUAAAGUUGGGUUAUUGAAUAUUUUGUAAUAAAGAUAAUAUUGGUGUACAAAAUA